GGAGGGAGGAGGAAGAGCAGGAACGGAGAGACCAGGGAGAAGAACAGAGAGAAAGAUACACAGCACAUUAAUAAAUAGCCAGAGAGAUAACGAGAUAAAUAGAGAUUUAACCAGCAGGAGGUGAAUGUGUUUGACACAGAAAUGGAGUCUGAGGACAAUAUGCUCAACGUUUUUCUGCUGCUGCUGAUCGGAUCACUCUUCACUGUGGUGGGCCCUUCUGUCCCUGAGGAGGGCUGGCAGGUGUACAGUUCAGCUCAGGACUCUGAAGGUCGAUGUGUUUGUACGGUGGUUGCGCCUCAGCAGACGGUCUGCUCCAGAGACGCCCGAACCAAACAGCUCAGACAACUUCUGGAGAAGGUUCAAAAUAUGAGUCAGUCCAUUGAGGUUCUGGACCAGCGGACUCAGAGAGAUCUGCAGUUUGUAGAGAAAAUGGAAGUUCAGCUGAAGGGUCUGGAAAACAAAUUCAAACAAGUGGAAGACGGACACGAGACCAACAUCGCCAGACAGUAUAAGUCCAUUAAAGCAAAGAUGGAGGAAUUACGUCCUCUGAUCCCAGUCCUGGAGACAUACAAGGCAGAUGCUCUGCUGGUCCGACAGUUUAAGGAGGAGGCAGCAAAUGUAACAGAGCUGCUGGGAUCACUGCAGGAACAACUGGGAGGUCUAGAUUACCAGGAGCUCCACAGCCGAGUUAUGAGCCUGGAAGACCGGUUGAGGGCCUGCAUGCAGAGGCUGGCUUGUGGUAAGCUGACAGGAAUCUCUGAGCCAAUCACCAUCAAGACAUCUGGAUCAAGGUUUGGAUCGUGGAUGACCGACCCAAUCGCUCCGGCUGGAGACAACAGAGUGUGGUACAUGGAUGGUUACCAUAACAACCGCUUUGUAAGGGAGUAUCAGACGAUGUAUGACUUCAUGAUGACAGAUAACUUCACCUCUCACCGCCUGCCUCACCCCUGGUCCGGUACUGGUCAGGUGGUUUAUAACGGAUCCAUUUACUUCAACAAGUUUCAGAGUCACACCAUCAUCAAGUUUGACUUCAGCACCUCGCUCAUCAGCCGCUCUCGGCAGCUUGACUUCGCCGGCUACAACAACAUGUACCAUUAUUCUUGGGGGGGGCAUUCAGACAUCGACCUCAUGGUGGAUGAGGGGGGGCUCUGGGCUGUCUAUGCCACUAAUCAGAACGCUGGAAACAUCGUUCUCAGCCAGUUAAACCCAAACACUCUGCAGAUCAUCCGCAGCUGGAACACCAACCACCCUAAACGCAGCGCCGGCGAGGCCUUCAUGAUCUGUGGAACACUGUAUGUUACUAAUGGAUACUCUGGAGGAACCAAAGUGUACUACGCCUACUCCACCAACUCCUCCACCUACGAGUAUAUUGACAUUCCUCUGACCAAUAAAUACAGCCACCUCUCCAUGCUUGACUACAACCCCCGUGACAGAGCGCUGUACGCUUGGAACAACGGCCACCAAGUCCUUUAUAAUGUUACACUCUACCACAUCAUACAGUAAGAUUAAAGGUACAAGUCUUUCAAAAUGUUACACUCUACCACAUCAUACAAUAACACUGAAGAAUAAAUACAGUAAGAUUAAAGAAUAUCCUUUAGAUAAAUUCUCAUGCUCUCUGACUUGUACAGAGUCAGAGGAGCAGAUGGUUCAUCUCUGUUCCUUCAGGAUAGAGAGAAGUAUCUUAGCCUAGCUUAGCACAAAGACUUGAAGCAGGGGGAAACUGCUAGCUUUACUCCAUCAAAAGAAAAUCCACCUUCCAAAAACUCCAAGUCUGACUGAUUUGACAUGUUGUAUAUUGUCAGCUAACCAAUCAGCAGCCCAUCCUGUAGGCAGCUGGUUCAUUUAACAGUAGAGUUAGAACACAGUUCAAACCAACAACCCCACUAUGAGUUCAGGACUUUAGAGAUAGUGCAUUCAGUUACUGCACCCAGCGGUUGUUGGUCAACAAAUAGCUCUAACACUAACUGCUGUGAAAACCACAAUGUCUCCUUUUUACAUUUGCAUUUGUACACCUGUUCACUAAACAACAUACAACAUGUAACAACAUGGAAAUCAGCCAGACUCAGAGUUGUUGGAAAGUGGAUUGUUUUCUCUUCUGAUGGAGCUAGGCUAGCAGUUUUUCUUAGAUCUUUGAGCUCUUUCAUUAAAUUAAUAAAAAGUGACAUUUUGACCACCUGUUGUUUCAACCCGUUCUCAUUCCCAGGUCGUCAAAUACCGACAUUUUGUCAUGCCCCUUGGCCCCUUAUUGUCUGUAUGAGACGCACUGAGCUUUCAAUUAACUCCAAUGUCAGCGGCAAUAUUAGACGCUCAGAGGAACUGCUGUGGCCGUCCAUUCACUCCAAUAUUAACCUGACUCCGGCGCUAUAAGACGCUGUGAGCAUCAAUGCUAUUGGAGAACUGAGGACCCGCCGCCUGGAAGUAUUUUCCUCUCUGUUAAUUCCCAAGGUUUUCUUUCAAUGAUAUCCUCAACAUUUCUCAAAACUAAAACACAAAAGUGUCCUUGAUAAUUCCACAGUUCGAUAGGACAAUGUUAUGGCCAUCAGUUUGAAUGAUUUCUCCUUCAGUUCUGAAAAAUAAAGUUUUGGCGCAUUUGACUCCUGUUUUGGGCUGUCUGCCAUCAGUGGGCUUAAUUCCAAUUCAAAUUGCUGCCAGUCGGCCGUAACCUGAAUACAAGCGCCACUAUCUCUGUUGAGAAAAGGUGUUUUAGAGCCUGUGAUUGUAAAAUGUGAAGUUGCUCAAUUAAUUUUAUAUUUCCAAGAAUAUGUGGCUGAGGAUAUUUAAUUAUGAAAUCACCUUUCUUAAUAAGGGGUUAUCAAACUGGACUUUACCUUUCACAUCCCUCAUUUAAUCCCUGCACUUGUCAUGUUCAUAUAUGUAUAAUCUAAAUAGGACUUUAUAUUGUGCAUUGCAUUCAACCUCCACUGUUACUUAAUUUAAUUAUUUAUGCACAUAUCACAUUUAAUUCACAUUUAAUUUUUGCUCCUGUCACCUUCAUAUAUUUCAUACACUAUAUUUAAUUGUCCAUAGCACAGUCCAUAUUUCCUUUGUACAGUCAAUAUUUAAUUUCAAGUUUUAUAUCCCAGUUCAAAACUAUUACUGUUACAUUCUGUAAAUAGAUUUUAAAAUGUCUAUUUAAUUUUAAUAUUACUUUGUUUAUUUAUUUAAUUAUUAUUAUAACCUUACUUUUGUCUAUUAUUAUUAUUAUUAUUAUUAUUGUUGUUCUGUGUUGGGUUUUUUUGGGAGCAAAUGCCAAGACACAUUUUUUGUAUGCUUGCAUAGGCUAAUAAAACAGAUUCUGAUUGAAUGGGCUAUGGGAUGCUGACAUAAAAUCCCAAAACCAAGAAUCAUAAAGAUUAACCCAAGCAUUUCAGGCCUUCCUCCAAGCCUGUAGUAAUGCCCUAAAUUGUCAACAGUAUUGUACAAUAAUCUCUGAAAGUGACUUAUUUUGGUCACAAGUUCCACUAAAAAAGAAAAAACAAACAAACAAAAAGCUUCAUUAUACAUAUUGGAGCUAAACCAGAUACAUUGUUGGAAAGGUCGCGACCUGGAGAGUAAGAUAUUUUAGCCAAAACAGGAGUCGAACACCUCGUGGUUUAUAGCUUCCACAUGACAUCACCAACUGACAACGAAAACAGCCAAUGGGAAGAGAAAAAAAGUUUUUCCCUGGAUCAGGGAGCAUUUCAUGUAAAACCCUACGUGGCACACUAUGUCUGGCUGAUUAUGACUGUUAAUUCAUUGUACAAUAAGUACUUUGUUAAAUAAUUAAAAUUGUUUCCACCAGAUUUCAGGUUUAGUGGUGAGCUAAUUCCUCUUCCAGCGGUGGCUAAGGAUCAUGGGUAAUGUAGCCUAGCCUUCCGCUAUCCAAAACUGACAACAAAAAACUUUAUUUCUCAGAAUCGAAGGAGAGAUAAUCUAAACUGAUGGCCAUAACAUGGACCUAUCGUAUUGUUGAAUUAUCAAGGACACUUUUGUGUUUUUUGUGUUGAGAAAUGUUGAGGAUAUCACUGAAAGAAAACCUUAACAUGAGAAUCAACAGUGAGGAAAAUACUUCCAGGCAGCUUGGUUCUCCAAUGGGACUGAUGCUUACAGCGUCGGAGUCAGAUUAAUAUUGGAGUGAAUGGACGGCCACAGCAGUUCCUCUGAGUGUCUAAUAUUGCUGCAGAUGGUUUUACAUUGGAGUUAAUUGAAAGCUCGGUGUGUCUGUAUGAGAUGCUAAGAGGCGUGACAAAACGUUGGUAUUUACGACCUGGGAAUGAGAACGGGUUGGUUGUUUUUAGGGUACUGACCAAAGUAUUCCACACAAAUGCACUUGUAAAUGUAAAUGAAAAGUAAACAACACACUGAUACAAUCACAAAGAAAUGAAAUUUCACAAUAAGAGACACUGAAAUGUUAUAAUUAUUUGACGGUGGACACUGAAGAAUUUUUAUGAAGAGAUUUUUUUUCUGUGGGUGAUAUUUUCUGACUAUGAAAUCUGAUGUACUGUUCUUACUCUGAAGUAAUAAUAAUAAUAAUAAUAAUAAUGUCUUUUCUUACUUUCAUGUGUUAUACAGCGAUACAAAACAUUUACUACAGUCUCUCUUUUCUAGUAAUUUCCUCAGUUUUUAAAUCAGUUGUCGUAGGUUUAGCAGGGCUACCCCGACAUCUUUCUCUCCAUCUUUCAUGAGAAAACCCCACACUCUUAGCAUUCUGGGAGAUGUAGUCCCUCAGCAGCCUGUCAGGGUGAAAGUAAAAGUUUCUGAAUACUGAAGUCCUGUCAGAUUACUGAGCUGAAGCCACAACAUAAACACUUAGACACUAUAGACUUUGCUGUGUAUGUUUGUGUGUUUGAUGACGAUUUUGUUUGGAGUCCUGAUAGUUAAUCAGCAACUACAUGUGAAACUUUUCAUGGCUUUACCAAACUCUCAACUCUUCUGGUCUGCUGGUAUGUUCAUGCUGACGUAGGAGUCCUUAAUGACAAGCAGCCUCUGAAACCCUCCAUCUUAAGCUCAGGAGCCUCCAUCACCACCAGUGUCUACCAGCAGGUCGGUGUCUGUCCACCAGCAGGUCAUGAUUUUCUGGUCCUUCUUUUGUUUUGUUUUUUUACAAAUUUUUGUAAACACACACUUUACUUGUCUGUAUAAAUUUAAUCUGUUUGAGUGCUGGAGUAAGUGAAGACAGGAAACACUAUUAAAGAGUAUUGUAGUUCAUUCUCAUAGUUAAUUGAAAUUUUCUAUUGUUAUUUCUUUGUGUUUUGUAUUUCAACAGAUCCGUACUCUAUUUGAUGUUGUUGUUUUUUCUGAACUUGCAGAGUUUGGCCUCUAGUUUUACAGUGGAGUAAUUAAGUGUUAUGAACUGAUGGAAUCAGCAUGGGAUGGUACAAAACCAAAAGAAAGAAAACAGCAUUAUUCAACAGACUGCAUGUAAAAUGUUAAAGAAUUACUCAGUUUUGGUAACCACUAGCCUUAACAGCUGAGGUGUUUUAGAUUGCAUCACCCAACCAUGAUGUUGAAGGUUUUUUUGUUUGUUUGUUUUUCAUAAAAGUAAAAUAAAGAGGCUUUACUUGAUAAAUAAA
Messenger RNA from Siniperca chuatsi (mandarin fish), 5552 nucleotides. Its product is annotated as noelin-like. Bases 142 to 1503 code for a protein of 453 amino acids. Lineage: Eukaryota; Metazoa; Chordata; Actinopteri; Centrarchiformes; Sinipercidae. The transcript has 6 exons. The record is from RefSeq and is a predicted model, not a curated record. Gene Ontology annotation, biological process: signal transduction.